AUGUCUCGCCACCGGAAGAUUGACUGUCAUUCUCAUUACCUUCCGCCGGGAUAUCGGGACGCAUGUGCCGAGAAUGGCCACAAGAACCCAGAUGGGAUGCCUGCAAUUCCUGAGUGGAGUGCGGAGUCUCACCUGGAGAUGAUGAAGGCAGUCAAUAUCACCAAAUCAAUCCUCAGCAUCAGUUCGCCUGGCACCAACCUUGUGCCGGGCAACAGCGAGUUGACUCGAAAAGUCACGAAAUAUUGCAACGACUAUGCCGCAGAUCUGAAGAAGCAGAAGCCAGAGCAAUUCGGAUUCUUUGCAUCUUUGCCAUUGACAGACGUCGAAUGGUGUUUACAGGAGAUCCCACGGGCUUUGGACGAACUCGACGCAGACGGGUUCGUGGUAAUGACCAACUUCGGCGGCUCGUAUCUUGGUGACAAGGCAUUUGACCCGAUCUUCGAUGAGUUGAACCGGAGAAAGGCAAAGGUGUUCAUGCAUCCGACCACGCCUUGCUUGAAGACGGGAACAGCAGCAACACCACUGCCGGAUUUCCCACGACCGAUGUUUGAAUUCCUCUUCGACACUGCGCGGGCGGUGAUCAAUCUCUUUUUGUCGGGCACAGUCAGCCGAUGUCCCAAUGUCAGCUUCUUGGUGCCUCAUGUUGGCGGGACAUUUCCACCGCUGAUCAACAGGUUCUCAGGUUUUGCUGCGGCUGUCAAGAUUCCUGGAGUCGACUCUGCUGUCAAUCCUAAUUGGGUGAAGGAGAGGCUGAACAAGCAGUUCUACUUCGACACUGCUGGGUGGGCGUUUAGUGAGCAGAUGAAAGGUAUGUUGGAGUAUGUGACUGUGGACAGGAUGUUGUAUGGGAGUGACUUUCCAUUCACGCCAUUGUCUCAUGUGCAAUUCCUUUCGGAUCAGCAUGACAAGUAUCUGCCUGAAGUGUUUCCGAAUGAGGAGGAUCAGGAGAAGCUGUGCAGUCAGAACGCCUUGAAACUGUUCAGUGGUGGAGAUGCACGAUUCACCCAAUCAGUCAACUUGUCACAUCGGCCUCUUCAUCGACAGUCGCCCACCACGGCGUUGUCAACUUACAACGAUCUCGACACCGCUGACGAUAAGAUAUACACUGCUCCUCCGCCUCCUCACUCUCCGCUAUCCGCAGCAUCGUCCUCGAGUCCUCCUUCUCCCCGACCACCACCCUUCUCUUCCCUCUACUUUCCUUCAGACGCCGAGCUCGACCGUAUCAGAGCCACUGUUACCGAGACUGCCUGCGACUCGCUACUAACAAGUGCCCCGGCUCCCUCCUUCGAGGAGGCUCUCGCCGAAGACGAGGUCGAGUGCAAGGCUGAGGCCGAGACAAAGGCUGCGCUCCCCCCAGACACAAAGCCACAGUCUUCCAGAGCAGUCGAAGAAGGAGAGCCUCCGCCACCUUAUACCGAAGGCUCAAGUCCUCUAGACUCCUUCAGCUACAUCAUGGCGGCAGCUGGUGGUGCGGCAAGCAUUAUCACUCAAGUUCAGCAAACACCUGGUCCGCCCAUCAAUACAUUAGGAGCAGGAGAAGCUGCGGCUGAUGAGCACAUCACCUUAGAUCUGAGAGGAUCCCGGUUCACUUUAUCCAGGGAGGAAUUGUUGACCUUGCCUGAAUUCGUCUUGCUAUCCCUAUUCCCCAAUGGCCUCCUACCAGACGGUCACAUGAACUCGUUUCAUGAUGGCGAUGUCUAUCCCGUCGACUAUGACCCAGCUUCCCUGCAAUAUAUGUUAAACUUCUUUCGUGACGUGGCACAAUCCAUACCCUCAACAUCACCUUCCCCAACCACGCCUCCAGAAAAUGAUCCCAUCUCAAUCGAACCACUCCAAGGCUCUACCAAGGACAUGCUUCAAGAUCGCGCCGGAAUCAUUGUCUUGAGAGAAGACCUUGACUUCUAUGUUAUCCCUCCUCGAGCAGAUAUUGAAGCGGUGGAAAUGACCGAGGUCAAAAGAGCAGCCGGGAGGUCGCUGCUCAAGCAAAAUGGCAUCUUCUCUGGGCUCAAGCGAAGUGAAGAGGCUGGCACAACGGAGCAACAUCUGAUAGAAAUGUUGACUGCCGGCGGAUUCAACCACGACGACAGUUGGGGACACCGAGCAGGAGAACCGAAUAAAGCGGUCAUUUGCAGUCUGGCACUUGCUCGGCUACGAACAGAUGUCAAAGGUGAUGUGGCAGGAAGUAAUGCCGUGGGUAUGGCUCAAAAGUUGCUGUUGUUUUGGCGGAAACCAGCAAGGAGAUGCUGGUGGGAAGGCGUUGAGCUGGAUGAUGUGGAAGGCGUCGAAACCAGGGUGAAAGUGUGGAUUCGAAGAGUAUGGACUCUUGAAAUGAGCGUAAUUGGUUUGCGAUGA
Molecule: messenger RNA, 2352 nt
Organism: Exophiala xenobiotica
Lineage: Eukaryota; Fungi; Ascomycota; Eurotiomycetes; Chaetothyriales; Herpotrichiellaceae
Exons: 9
Coding region: 1-2352 (783 amino acids)
Biological process (GO): secondary metabolic process
Cellular component (GO): cytosol; cytoplasm
Molecular function (GO): hydrolase activity; carboxy-lyase activity
Source: RefSeq, a predicted model, not a curated record